CGCUGAGACACAAAUCAUCUCUGAGAGGACAGCACCAUGAAGACAUCGACGCUCGCCUUCCUGUUCGCUCUGCUUGUUGCUGCCAGCAUGGCCUCUUCUUCCCCAGCACCAGUGGAGGAGGAGCACCACGGCGACCGCCACGUGCGCUUCACGUGUGACGCGCUGAGCGCCUUCGGCGUGGCGGACUCGGCGUGCGCCGUCCGCUGCAUCGCGAUGAACAGAGGGUACAGGGGAGGACACUGCGACGAGGGCGUCUGCCACUGCCGCGAGUAGGGGACCGCUAGGCUGGCAGGCGUGUCUGCCUCAUCAGUGAAGUCUCCAACUGUCUAAGUUUCUGUUUCUUCUUCAUAUUCAA
This is a messenger RNA of Schistocerca piceifrons (Central American locust), 355 nucleotides long. Its product is annotated as defensin-1-like. Bases 37 to 273 code for a protein of 78 amino acids. The record is from RefSeq and is a predicted model, not a curated record. Gene Ontology annotation, biological process: humoral immune response; defense response to bacterium. The transcript has 2 exons. NCBI's taxonomy places the organism in Eukaryota, Metazoa, Arthropoda, Insecta, Orthoptera, Acrididae.